AUGUCUUCAGGCGGCAAUAGCCCGCAACAUCUGUCCAAGGACAGCGGUGACGAUGUCAGAGACACUAUUGAGAACGAGUCUUUGCCGGGCGACAACACUCCACCGUCGCUAGAGGAGGACAAAGCUGAUUUGGACAACGACGAUGCCGAUCUCUUCGGCUCUGGCUCUGAAGGAGGAGAGGAUGAAAACGAUCAUCGUCGCCGCAAUCUCGACGAUGAGGAAUUGGACUCUGGAGACGAUCAGGACCGUUGGGAUCGUCGUGGGUCGAUGGAGGACGAAGGUGCUGAAAUGCUCAAUAUUAUGGACCUCAGCUUAGGUCGCACUGCGGAGCCAGAGUCUACAGAUGGGCAGAUCUACACCCUAAACAUGCCUAAUUUCCUCUCUAUCGAAUCCGAAGAUUUCAAUCCGGAGACAUAUGUUGCACCGCCGUUUUCAUCAGCUUCGACUUCUCUUUGCUGGCGUUAUGACCCCAAGGAUGGGGAGACCAUCCAGUCCAAUGCACGGAUCAUUCGUUGGUCAGACGGUUCCUUGACACUUCAACUCGCCUCAAACCCCACAGAGCAAUACCGGAUGUCUCUAAAGCCACUUGCACGAUCAAAUACAUCUACGAAGCUUAAUGAUUACGACUCAGAACUGGACUCUCAUGUCUACUUGGGGGCUGCUGCAGAAGCCUCAUCCGUUAUCCGUCUUACUUCGCAUCUCACUGGACAACUUGCCAUUCUUCCCACCACUAUCGAGACAGAUGAUGCUGUUCAAAGACUACAAGAAUCUCUAGCGGCUGCGACUAGAACCAGCGGAAAGAAUCCAGACGGUACGGUGGCUAUGAUCGACGUCAAAGUUGACCCGGAACUCGCCAAGAAGCAGGCAGAGCAAGCCGAGCGCGAGAAACUCCGCGAAGCCCGAAGACGACAACUUGCUGCAGAUCGCGAUCUGGAUCGCGGGAGGCGCGUUGGUCUGCCCGGGAGAACUGGAGGAGCUGGUCUCACAAUCGCCGGCUUGGAAGGCGAUGAUACGCUCGCCGCACGCGGACGUGGUGGCAAGAAACCCAAGCGUAGGACCAACCGUCGCGGAGAGAUUUAUUCGGAUGACGAGGAUGAGUACGGUCGUAGAGGCCGGACUCGUGAAGACGAAUAUGAUGAGGAUGAUGGUUUCCUAGUUCGCAGCGACGAGGAGGUCGAGAUCGAAGAGGAUGAGGGAGACGAGGAAGAAAUCCUUGACGAAGAUGAUAACCUUGAAGCUGAGGGCGAGACCGAUGACGAGAUUGUCGCUCCAUCUAAAAUGACCACUCGCGACAAGGACAAGUCGCCGAAACGAGCCCUGGACGAGGAUGAAACUGCGGCCGCCGUCGAGACUGAAGGAGCCAAGGCCGGCUCGCCUCCUGCAAGGAAGAAGAAUAGAUACGUCGUGGAGUCCGAAGAUGACGAAUAA
This is a messenger RNA of Uncinocarpus reesii 1704, 1428 nucleotides long. RefSeq lists its product as uncharacterized. The record is from RefSeq and is a predicted model, not a curated record. The transcript has 3 exons. Gene Ontology annotation, molecular function: RNA polymerase II C-terminal domain phosphoserine binding. Gene Ontology annotation, cellular component: Cdc73/Paf1 complex; nucleus. Bases 1 to 1428 code for a protein of 475 amino acids. Lineage: Eukaryota; Fungi; Ascomycota; Eurotiomycetes; Onygenales; Onygenaceae. Gene Ontology annotation, biological process: transcription elongation by RNA polymerase II; positive regulation of transcription elongation by RNA polymerase II.